AUGAACAAUGUUGGUACAACUCCAGCGGACCUCUUGUACAUCGCAAUGAUCAUCGCGGAGGUCACCGGACGGCCCGGUCCCCCGAGUACGAGAAGAAGACCCCGACAGAGAAAAGAAGAGUUUCAGCUCUUCUUGUUUCUCGGAUUGGCGGCGGUCGUUCGAGGGGCAGUAGUGCCCGCCGUGCCGGCGGUGGCACCGCUGGCGAAACUGGAAGAGUUCGACGCCGUACCCCAGUACAGCUUCGCGUACGACGUGCAGGACGCGAUAACCGGCGACUCCAAGGCCCAGUACGAGACCCGCAACGGCGAUAUCGUGCGUGGAAGUUAUAGUUUGAUCGAGGCUGACGGUACGCGUCGUAUCGUGGAGUACACCGCAGAUCCGAUCAACGGUUUCAACGCAGUCGUCAGCAGAGAGCCGGCGACCGCGGCCGCGGCCGUUGCCGCUGUCGCGACACCGGUACUGUCGUUCAGACCGAUCGCGCCGAUCGCACCCGUUGCUGCCUCGACACCAUCGAUCCCCGCUGUCGGGCCCGAUUCCGACGUCGAAGUCGUCGAAGCACGAACCGUCCCAUUAAGGGCGAAGUCGCUCCCGCGGGAGCAGGAGAUACAGCGUCAGCAAGUGCAACAGUUGCAGCGGCUGCAGGAGCAACAGAGACAGUCGUCGAGAUUGCAAAUCCAGCAGCAACAACGGCAGCUGCUGUUGCAGCAACGCCAACAGCAGCAGCAAGAGCAACAACAGGCUGUUGCACCUGCGCGAAUCGCUGGCCAGCUGCAGCAGCCGAUUGCGAAUGGACUGGUCGGUCUCCCCGCCCCUGCAGCCAGAGCGACAGCCACUUACCCGACUUACCCCUACGUCUCAUACAGCGCCGCGUAUUCCUCGCCCUUCGCUUAUGCCGCACCGCUCACCGGCCCCGCUUACGCGCCCUCCGCAGCCACCGCCGCCGCGCCGGCGUAAACUUGAGACGCUCACUCUCUGAAAUUAUAUUAUUAUAUAUUACCGUUGCUCUGCGACCCGUUGUCGUUUGUACCUCGCUGCACUGUUGCGAUUAUUUUUCGACGUAACUGCAAUAAAUUGUUUGCCACGAGUUAAAUGAGCGGUAAACGCAUUAAUCUUGUCACUUUCCAGUCAUUUUUCAAUAUGAUUUCAAUAAGAUUUAUAGUUAACCCUGGCUUCAAUUUUCACGGGCUUCCCACACUGGGGUACAGGCUACCCCACGUCGAACACUUACGU
Messenger RNA from Ooceraea biroi (clonal raider ant), 1230 nucleotides. RefSeq names its product cuticular protein 3 (gene CPR3). The record is from RefSeq and is a predicted model, not a curated record. Lineage: Eukaryota; Metazoa; Arthropoda; Insecta; Hymenoptera; Formicidae. Gene Ontology annotation, cellular component: extracellular matrix.